Pseudoliparis swirei is the source of this 2464-nucleotide messenger RNA. It is a transcript of the gene ubb, whose product is annotated as ubiquitin B. Bases 115 to 2400 code for a protein of 761 amino acids. Gene Ontology annotation, biological process: modification-dependent protein catabolic process; protein ubiquitination. NCBI's taxonomy places the organism in Eukaryota, Metazoa, Chordata, Actinopteri, Perciformes, Liparidae. Gene Ontology annotation, cellular component: cytoplasm; nucleus. Gene Ontology annotation, molecular function: ubiquitin protein ligase binding; protein tag activity. The record is from RefSeq and is a predicted model, not a curated record. The transcript has 3 exons.
UAUAUAAGACAGUGUUGUCGCAACUGCUUUUUAGUACUACUGCGGAAGACGAGAAGGAGCAACAGUACGCAAGCACAAGACAACAUUUUAACUGCGUUUCCUAAAAGAAAAAUCAUGCAGAUCUUUGUCAAAACUCUCACUGGCAAGACCAUCACCCUCGAGGUCGAGCCCAGCGACACCAUCGAGAAUGUUAAAGCUAAGAUCCAGGAUAAGGAAGGCAUCCCCCCAGAUCAGCAGAGGCUGAUCUUCGCCGGCAAGCAACUGGAAGAUGGCCGCACCCUGUCUGACUACAACAUCCAGAAGGAGUCCACCCUCCAUCUUGUCCUGCGUCUGAGAGGAGGCAUGCAGAUCUUCGUCAAGACCCUCACCGGCAAGACCAUCACCCUGGAGGUCGAGCCCAGCGACACCAUCGAGAACGUCAAGGCCAAGAUCCAGGAUAAGGAAGGCAUCCCCCCAGAUCAGCAGAGGCUGAUCUUCGCUGGCAAGCAGCUGGAAGAUGGCCGCACCCUGUCUGACUACAACAUCCAGAAGGAGUCCACCCUCCAUCUUGUCCUCCGUCUGAGAGGAGGCAUGCAGAUCUUCGUCAAGACCCUCACCGGCAAGACCAUCACUCUGGAGGUCGAGCCCAGCGACACCAUCGAGAAUGUUAAAGCUAAGAUCCAGGAUAAGGAAGGCAUCCCCCCAGAUCAGCAGAGGCUGAUCUUCGCUGGCAAGCAGCUGGAAGAUGGCCGCACCCUGUCUGACUACAACAUCCAGAAGGAGUCCACCCUUCAUCUUGUCCUCCGUCUGAGAGGAGGCAUGCAGAUCUUCGUCAAGACGCUCACCGGAAAGACCAUCACUCUGGAGGUCGAGCCCAGCGACACCAUCGAGAAUGUGAAGGCCAAAAUCCAGGAUAAGGAAGGCAUCCCCCCAGAUCAGCAGAGGCUGAUCUUCGCUGGUAAGCAGCUGGAAGAUGGCCGCACCCUGUCUGACUACAACAUCCAGAAGGAGUCCACCCUCCAUCUUGUCCUGCGUCUGAGAGGAGGCAUGCAGAUCUUCGUCAAGACCCUCACCGGCAAGACCAUCACCCUGGAGGUCGAGCCCAGCGACACCAUCGAGAAUGUGAAGGCCAAAAUCCAGGAUAAGGAAGGCAUCCCCCCAGAUCAGCAGAGGCUGAUCUUCGCUGGCAAGCAGCUGGAAGAUGGCCGCACCCUGUCUGACUACAACAUCCAGAAGGAGUCCACCCUCCAUCUUGUCCUCCGUCUGAGAGGAGGCAUGCAGAUCUUCGUCAAGACCCUCACCGGCAAGACCAUCACCCUGGAGGUCGAGCCCAGCGACACCAUCGAGAAUGUUAAAGCUAAGAUCCAGGAUAAGGAAGGCAUCCCCCCAGAUCAGCAGAGGCUGAUCUUCGCUGGCAAGCAGCUGGAAGAUGGCCGCACCCUGUCUGACUACAACAUCCAGAAGGAGUCCACCCUUCAUCUUGUCCUCCGUCUGAGAGGAGGCAUGCAGAUCUUCGUCAAGACGCUCACCGGCAAGACCAUCACCCUGGAGGUCGAGCCCAGCGACACCAUUGAGAACGUCAAGGCCAAAAUCCAGGAUAAGGAAGGCAUCCCCCCAGAUCAGCAGAGGCUGAUCUUCGCUGGCAAGCAGCUGGAAGAUGGCCGCACCCUGUCUGACUACAACAUCCAGAAGGAGUCCACCCUCCAUCUUGUGCUGCGUCUGAGGGCAAACAUGCAGAUCUUUGUCAAGACCCUCACCGGCAAGACCAUCACCCUCGAGGUCGAGCCUAGCGACACCAUCGAGAAUGUGAAGGCCAAGAUCCAGGAUAAGGAAGGCAUCCCCCCAGAUCAGCAGAGGCUGAUCUUCGCCGGCAAGCAGCUGGAAGAUGGCCGCACCCUGUCUGACUACAACAUCCAGAAGGAGUCCACCCUCCAUCUUGUCCUGCGUCUGAGAGGAGGCAUGCAGAUCUUCGUCAAGACCCUCACCGGCAAGACCAUCACCCUGGAGGUCGAGCCCAGCGACACCAUCGAGAACGUCAAGGCCAAGAUCCAGGAUAAGGAAGGCAUCCCCCCAGAUCAGCAGAGGCUGAUCUUCGCCGGCAAGCAACUGGAAGAUGGCCGCACCCUGUCUGACUACAACAUCCAGAAGGAGUCCACCCUCCAUCUUGUCCUGCGUCUGAGAGGAGGCAUGCAGAUCUUCGUCAAGACCCUCACCGGCAAGACCAUCACCCUGGAGGUCGAGCCUAGCGACACCAUCGAGAACGUCAAGGCCAAGAUCCAGGAUAAGGAAGGCAUCCCCCCAGAUCAGCAGAGGCUGAUCUUCGCCGGCAAGCAGCUGGAAGAUGGCCGCACCCUGUCUGACUACAACAUCCAGAAGGAGUCCACCCUCCAUCUUGUCCUGCGUCUGAGGGGAGGUCAAUAAAUGAUUCCAUGUUGUAACUUACAUUGCAUGACAACUUGAUCCAAUAAAAGCUGAGAUAAAUUUA